UAGAUCUAAAAAAUGGAACUGAUUUCACAGCUGGGUGAUGAACAUUGCUGCGUUCGAUCUUGAGGAGAGCAACAAGUACGAAAAUCAUUUCUUUCUGUGUACCAGUAAUCACAAAGUCACCGCAAUGGAAAUGGUUAAGCCUUUGACAGAAGAUUUACUCGAUCUGGAAAAAGGAAUAGUGAUGUAUGAUGCCGAACUUCAAAAAAACGUUUUUGUGAUUGCACCUGUACUGUUUUUUCGUGGAGACAACGUUCGUCAGGCGGAACUAGCCUUAAGCAAAGGAUUAGGGCUAAUCACCCAUCCAAUAGCCUUGAGGUAUAGCUCCGAAACGUACACUGCUGAGUUAAGAACAUUAGAAGAUUUUCUUUCCUUUGUAAACCCGGAACAACCAGAGCGUGCAUCCCCGGGAGAAAUCGGGUUCAAGCUGACAGAUGCCGAGGAUUUGUUGAAGUUAAAGGCGGUCGAUUUGUCUCAAGAUUUGCCUCUUCAACUGUUAACUCAAUUUUUCCGAAACUACAACUCCAAAGUAUUGCAUCGCAACCUUACAUCUUCAUUAACCGCAUUUCGCUCUUUUGUCGGAAGAGAUUUUAAAAUCCUCGUACAACUACUCCCAACACUUUUGCAAAAAGCAAACUUUUUCAAUUCUUCAUUGUUCGAUGAAAAUCAAGAUUCCUUUAGAUCCAUGUUUGAAUGCUUUGACAAUCUCGGCUUACUCGCUUCACUGGUAUACAUGGAAAAAAUCAACAAUUUUCACUACUACAAGCAAAUAUUAGAUAUAACUGUGUCGAAGACCAUCACAGCUAUGGACGACUUACAUCAUACGACCGUUUUGACUAGAAGAAGAUCUGCUGCUGCUGGAACAGAAGCUAUCACCAAAAGGAACUUUUCGUCAUUGUGCAACCGACUGAAAUCCCAUUUAUUGAUCCAUAUUUCGCAAGAUGUUGAACGGUUUUCCGGUGGUCCUCAUACCGAGACUGAACGAGAUGUUGCUGUUCGAUUUGCCGAAGAGUUCAUGCUUCGUCAUAUCAGUCAAGGUGGUUUAUUCGUUAAGGAUCCGUCCUCUUCACUUUGGGAAACGUGUGGCGUCAAAGUUCUGGAAUCGUUUGAUGCAACGAUUAAUCAAAGCGAGCUUGAAUUAUUAGACAACAACAACAGCCAGAAAAAGCUUGCACUUGGAACUACUGGUGUCUUUCGCAAUGGUAACAGUUCCAAGUCAAGCGGUCUUUCCCUUGGUAAAACUGUUAUGAAAAACGGCCAAGACUUCCUCGUCCAAGCAUAUGAUUUUGUUUGUCAUGACUCCUUUUCGCAAGGUCCACAAUCAAGUAUUUAUGAAAGCUGCGUUUUAGAUGUUGCUGGCAACGUUAUAACUCGCAGACUACCAGGUGACGAUUUUGUAAUUGCUGGUCGUGAACAAAAUCGCGUUGAAUUCGUGCUGGACAUGUCACAACCUCCUAUCUCUUCGGAUUACGACACUUCUUCGACGUUGAGUAUUAACAAAUCAAAAUUCGAUAGCAUUUGGUGGCUUCUCAACACGCGUUGUAGUUUGGAAAAAAUCGUAAGAUUACCAAACUUUUAG
Messenger RNA from Mucor mucedo, 1576 nucleotides. RefSeq lists its product as uncharacterized. The transcript has 5 exons. NCBI's taxonomy places the organism in Eukaryota, Fungi, Mucoromycota, Mucoromycetes, Mucorales, Mucoraceae. Bases 38 to 1576 code for a protein of 512 amino acids. The record is from RefSeq and is a predicted model, not a curated record.